Messenger RNA from Perkinsus marinus ATCC 50983, 1266 nucleotides. RefSeq lists its product as hypothetical. Gene Ontology annotation, biological process: microtubule-based movement. The transcript has 8 exons. The record is from RefSeq and is a predicted model, not a curated record. The coding region runs from base 1 to 1266 and encodes 421 amino acids. Gene Ontology annotation, cellular component: microtubule; kinesin complex. Gene Ontology annotation, molecular function: microtubule binding; microtubule motor activity; ATP binding. Lineage: Eukaryota; Perkinsozoa; Perkinsida; Perkinsidae.
AUGCGCUCGUCUGCUUCCUAUCGAAACAGCUAUGAAGGUGGCAAGCCCUUCCGAUCUGCACCGACAAGGCCCUCGAUGGCAAAGUUGCCAAUAUUUAUACGAGUCUCGCCUUCUCUCGAUGCUCCAGAUCAUAAGGGGGUGAAGUUAGGAGACAGGUCUCACCAGGGGACCGCCACUGCUAGAAAGAGCUCUCCUACUUCCAAUACAGAUGGAUUGCCGCCUACUAGCCCGGCUUCCGCGUCGCCAUGCUCCUCGAAAACGUCUUCUUGUAUAAAGCGUGUUCGCUUCGUCAAGUCCUUGACGGCGGACACUGUUGCCAGCACUCAGGGGGUACGGCGGUGUAGCGACGAGGGCCUGCCAAUAGCGGCUCGAGAGGAUACAUCCCCUUUUCUGGUGUCUGCACGCCCCAAUAGUGGAUCGUUUAACGGCUUUGCCACAGUCGUUGAUGAGCACUCUGGUCAAUUGGAGGUGUACCAACGAGUUGCCUCUAAAGCUGUACACACAGUGGCGACAGGUAAAUCUGAUGCCUGUGUUUUGGUUUAUGGGCAGACCGGCGCUGGGAAAACGCGGACAGUUUUCGGUGGUCCCGGGUUUUGGCGAGGUCGACUGAAUGGCCCGACCCCUGAGGACGCGGCCUCAGCUGGAAUACUCCCCAGAUCGGUGGGGAUCAUAUUUAAGCUUCUCGCUGAAGGCAGCCAUAGAAGCACAGAAAUCUUCCUAGUCGGCAAACGACUACAGAAACGAAGUGUUGUUGAAGAAGAGGAACAUAGCAACAGCUCAAUCGACGUGGCCAAGGAUGAGUCGAUUGAGGAAUAUGUGUCGUCGAAGCUGCUAACAACAGCUGAGGAAGACAAGCCACAUAAUGUGGCCAAUUUACAAGCAUAUGUAAAGCUGUUGAAGCAGUUGUGUUCGGGCACGCAACGAGAGUAUCAGAGGGCAUUGAGGGCCGACGUCGACGUGCUAAGGGAAGGGAUAAUCAUUGAGGAACCGGAAAUGGAUUCAGAAGCUCCACAAACCGACUCGGUGUUUUCUAUACGGAAUACAGCCGAUCGAAUUUUGCGUCGUUUGGAGGAACGACCGGCCGUGGGAGCGAUGACAAUAUCAUUCACUGGGAGAAUGGGUCGGUUACUCAAAGACAGGACUCACUACACCCAAGCUGGUGUAAAUGCCUUGUCUACGGUGAUAUCUGAAGCUAAUAUACCUAUUGGACUCACCAUGGACAUGAGCAUCCCUUCACCGUAUGUGCGUAAGACCAUCAACAACUAA